This is a messenger RNA of Symphalangus syndactylus (siamang), 1692 nucleotides long. It is a transcript of the gene MXD3, whose product is annotated as MAX dimerization protein 3. Gene Ontology annotation, biological process: regulation of transcription by RNA polymerase II. The record is from RefSeq and is a predicted model, not a curated record. Gene Ontology annotation, molecular function: protein dimerization activity; RNA polymerase II cis-regulatory region sequence-specific DNA binding; DNA-binding transcription factor activity, RNA polymerase II-specific. Lineage: Eukaryota; Metazoa; Chordata; Mammalia; Primates; Hylobatidae.
GCUGCCUGAGGAAGCUGUUACCCCACUGACGUUUUCGUAGCAACAACAGCUUCCUCACAGAAGAGGAGGGGGGCCGAGAGAUUAUUCCCAUUCGACACAGUAGGAAGCUGGGGCCCACGGGGGCCUUCGGAGGCAGAUGGCAGGCAGGCUUGGGGACAGACCCCGGAGGGCAGCAGCCGGGUCCGCCGCCCCUCCGCCGGCGCCUGCGCAUUGCGGCCCAGCUCGCCUCUCAACCCCGCCCCAUCGCUCGGGUUUUCAAAUUUGAAACCUGCUUCUUUUCCCGCCCGACCGUGUGCAUCAGCGGCGGGAGAGGGCGGGGCGGAGCGCCAGCCAAUAGGGCAUCAGAGGCUCCCCGACCCCACCCCGAGGAUGACAACAGCGAUCCUUGAGAAGCCAUGUGCGAAUGGGCGAGCGGCGGCCGGCAGGCCCCGCCCCCGCGGCGCCCACGUGCAGCGGCUGGGCCCGGGGCUUCCAGGGAACCACCAGGCCGCCAGAGCGCCGUGCUAUGUUGGGGGCUAGUCACUAGCACGGGGCUGGAAGCUGAGAUCAAAGACGCCAAUGAGCCGGCGUAGGUGGAUGAGUGAGGCGGGCCCGCCCGCUGCCAGCUGUCGCCGACAUGGAACCCGUGGCCAGCAACAUCCAGGUCCUGCUGCAGGCGGCCGAGUUCCUGGAGCGCCGUGAGAGAGAGGCCGAGCAUGGUUAUGCGUCCCUGUGCCCGCAUCGCAGUCCAGGCCCCAUCCACAGGAGGAAGAAGCGACCCCCCCAGGCUCCUGGCGCGCAGGACAGCGGGCGGUCAGUGCACAAUGAACUGGAGAAGCGCAGGAGGGCCCAGUUGAAGCGGUGCCUGGAGCGGCUGAAGCAGCAAAUGCCCCUGGGGGCCGACUGUGCCCGAUACACCACGCUGAGCCUGCUGCGCCGCGCCAGGAUGCACAUCCAGAAGCUGGAGGAUCAGGAGCAGCGGGCCCGACAGCUCAAGGAGAGGCUGCGCAGCAAGCAGCAGAGCCUGCAGCGGCAGUUGGAGCAGCUCCUGGGGCUGGCAGGGUCGGCCGAGCGGGAGCGGCUGCGGGCGGACAGCCUGGACUCCUCAGGCCUCUCCUCUGAGCGCUCAGACUCAGACCAAGGUGAGUGCCCCGAGGCUGAGGGGUUGUGUGGCCCUCGGGGCGAGCCAGGUCUUCUGACUGGACCCCUCCCUGCGCAGAGGAGCUGGAGGUGGAUGUGGAGAGCCUGGUGUUUGGGGGUGAGGCCGAGCUGCUGCGGGGCUUCGUCGCCGGCCAGGAGCACAGCUACUCGCACGGUGGCGGCGUCUGGCUAUGAUGUCCUCACCUAGGGCGGGCCUCUGCCCUCCGCCCGUGCCAGGCCCACUUGCCAGGCAUGAGCCCUCCCCAAGCCUUCAGGGCUGCUCGGAGUCACCUGUUGGAAUGGACUAAAAGGACCCUUGUGUGGGAACAGGUGCUCCCCAAACACCCUGCUGCCGGCUGCCAGGCAGGCCCUCUGGAAGGGAAGGGGCAGGACUCAUCAGGACCUCCCUGGACCCCUGCAGGGCAGGCAGCUUGGGCCUGAGCCCAAGCACUUGGCUCUGCUGCCCCCAAAGGGACAGGAAGCCUCUUGGGCCUCUUCCCUUCCUGGACAAGGCCCCCCGGCCUUUGCCUCACAGAAACUGUACAGUAUUUUCAUUAAAAGCCUCUUUCAUAA